GUCAUCGGAGCACGUCGACCCUCUCCUUUCUCCCCGCCCCACCGAGGUACGGGAACCCGGAAGGGCCGCGCCCAUAGCUCCGCCUCUGGAGCAACUAACGACGGAGCGCGGGGCAGGGGAGAGAUUCGCAGAUGGACCUGGUAGUCCGCAGUAGGGCAGCAUGGAGGCGCCCCGGGGGAGCGUCUACGUUGAACAGGGCUGGUACGUCUCUGCCCAGCAGCCUGAAGAGGCGGAGACUGAAGAGUUGAGUCCGUUGCUAAGCAACGAACUUCACAGACAGGGAUCCUCAGGUGUUUCAUUUGGUUUCUCAGUGUUUAAUCUGAUGAAUGCCAUCAUGGGAAGUGGCAUCCUUGGCUUAGCUUAUCUUAUGGCUAAUACCGGUAUCCUUGGAUUUAGUUUCUUGCUGGUGAUAGUUGCUCUCCUGGCUUCUUACUCAGUCCAUCUUCUACUUAGUAUGUGUAUUCAGACAGCUUACUUGGGUCUUGAACUAACAUCUUCGCGGUUCUUCAUACACAGUGAUGCACCUGUCUUCCAUUGAUUGAAUUUCUUCAGUCGUAAAAUUCUCUGUAGAGGUAGGCUUUUC
Messenger RNA from Carlito syrichta (Philippine tarsier), 583 nucleotides. RefSeq names its product probable sodium-coupled neutral amino acid transporter 6. The transcript is spliced from 4 exons. Bases 161 to 538 code for a protein of 125 amino acids. Gene Ontology annotation, molecular function: L-glutamine transmembrane transporter activity. The record is from RefSeq and is a predicted model, not a curated record. NCBI's taxonomy places the organism in Eukaryota, Metazoa, Chordata, Mammalia, Primates, Tarsiidae. Gene Ontology annotation, biological process: L-glutamine transport; amino acid transmembrane transport.